Eleginops maclovinus (Patagonian blennie) is the source of this 2767-nucleotide messenger RNA. RefSeq lists its product as uncharacterized. The coding region runs from base 33 to 2558 and encodes 841 amino acids. The transcript has 15 exons. NCBI's taxonomy places the organism in Eukaryota, Metazoa, Chordata, Actinopteri, Perciformes, Eleginopidae. The record is from RefSeq and is a predicted model, not a curated record.
AAAGUACAGAUCCGAACACUUUCAAAAAAGAGAUGCAUGGGAAUGUGAGAGGUGUGCAGAGCCUGAGGAAGGCAGCCAGGCACUGCUGGGCCAGAUUGGCAUCAGAGGGUGUGCACAGUAUAUUGCCCUCUCCCUGGCAGGGCCAAAGCAUUGGGGAAUGGCAUCAGGCCUGGGGUUGUCUCUCCCUGUCAGAUGUCCUUCACUUGGUGGAAGUGAAGUAUGAUGUGGUGACCCACCUGCUUUAUACAGAAAUGCUGCAGGAGCACUACACUCUGAGUAUCUGGGAGACCCUGCUGCCAUGGCAACAACAAGAGGAAAGGGAGGGGUUGGGGGAUUGUGCAGAUGAGGCUUUGGUUUCAGGAGACAUGCUUCGUUUGUCGGAGCUGCCAGGAGCAUUCAGGAUAUACAGGGCCUGCCUGAAAAGCUCUCCUGAGUCCAGGGAACAGUCAUGGUCUGCCGUGUCGCUCCUGUGUGAGUUACACACAUUUCGUCAACAAGAAAAGGACUCACUAACAGCCCUGGGCCAGAGGCUCGACAGGGAGAGCCUGAGACUGUUUUGUCUAUUCAUCAGUUUAGCAACUCUCAGAGCUCAGAGAGAAAAGAUGUCCUACAGCGCCCUGCUGGCAGCUCGGCAGUCCUGGGAGACAUGGCCACAUGUAGAGAGUCCCUGCAGAGCAGAGCAGGCGGCCCUAUGGCUACACAGUGAAGAGGAAGAGCAGAAGAAAGACUUUAUCUCAGUGUCACCACAGCAGCGGGCAGUGCUGCAGUUGCUGGUGCUGACUCAGGAGCAGGAGAGAGAGCACCUGGUCCAGUUGGCACACAGGGUUUCCAUGGAGGAUUUGCAAGACCCAGUUUGCACAGUGCCUUUAAAGGAGGAAAGUAACCCUGAAGCUGCUUUAAGAACUGGCUGUGUAAAAAGGCUGAGACAAAUCUAUACCGGCCUGCAGAGCACAAAUGACACUCAGACCCCCUUAAAGCAAACAAAAAAUCAGCCUCAUAUAAGCAGUCAAACAGCAGUUUGGUACAAACACCAGUUAGAGCAUUGUUCACUGCUCCUCUUGAUCCAUCUGAUGGAGCUGCAGGAGGUCCAAGCGACCACAUUACUGCCAGCACUGGAGGGCGAGAGUGCAGAGCGUCUCCAAGCUCUGCAAGAUGAAUAUAAAUCUGAACUUCAAGCACCGCUCUACACCAACUUUCUCCAACUGAUAUCAGGUGCCCCUCUUACUUCAAUACUCACUACUGAUCCAAACUCAAAAGAAAGUAGCAGCAAUGAGCAAAUUGCAGCUCAGUCCUGCAUCAGUGGACAGGUUGAUGCUCAAAACAGCAGCAAUGUGCCAGAUGAAGCCUCCAGCGUGGAUUCAGUCAGUGACCUACAGGUGGUGCAGGCCACAGAAUGUACUGACGAACAGGACAUCUGUACAGGUUGUGGAGCAGUCAUGGAGGAUCUGCCCUACUUGGAGAUCUUGAGUGUUUCCAAUGCAACGAGCAAUACUCAUCAGAGUCACGCCGCAGACGGGGGAGCCCAGGAAGAAGAUGUUUCCACCGCAACAAAGAGCCCCCAGAGUUAUGAGAAACAGGGCUCACUGAUUGCCUUUGCAUGGAGCCAACCAGCAGAGGAGGACACCGACUAUGAGGCAGCAGGGGCUGCAGGUGGAGAACAGGGCCAGGAAGUACGGUCAAGUGACACAAGCAGCACAGCUGAACACACACAGUGUGAGGAGACUUCUGCAGAGAGUGACAGAGAAGAGAAGAAACCCACUCAGCUCCACUCUGAAUCCACAGAUCAGUCUGCAGACCAGCAGGGCAGCACAGUAGAACAGUUGACCUUGGAGGAAAGAGCAAUCUCUUAUCGACCAGAGGAUGGAGAUUUUGAAUGUGACCCCCAAACAAAAGCUUUGGUAGAAGAGACCCUGCAGGCUUUAAACAUCUUUGAACCUCCUGAGGUUGAGCAGCAUGCUGGUGACUACUGCUCUGAACUGGAAAAUGACGAGACCCCAAAUGUGGACAGAGAAAUGCUUGAGGUGGAAAUGUGUGCCAAUGAGCCGUGGGACCUGAGAGGGCCUGAACCCUCUCAUGUGGAGUACCACGAAUAUAACUCACAAGUCACAGUUGACUGUAGCCCUGCAGGAGGCGAGGCAAUGAGGGAAUCCACAAUGACGGAGAGAGAGAGAGCAAGAGAGCCAGUGUCGGCGAUGGAGAGAGAAAGGACAAUGCGCAACCUGGUGGACAUGCAAAAAAAGGUGGAACAGAGGCAGCAAAGAGAUAAAGAGAGACAACUACUGAGGGUUCAGGAGCAUCUGUCCAUCAUCCAGAACAGAAAGGCAGAGGAAGACCUGCUUGGCUUGAAACACACCGACAGGCUAAGGCACCUCACACAAGAUCUCCCACAGGAGGAUAAGAAUCAGCAGAAAACGGUUGUCAGAGAGCGACUGGAGCAGCUGAGAAGAGAGCGCUCCUACGUCAUGCAGUCCAAACGAGACAGGAACACUGCAGGAUUUAAGGAACUUCUGGGUCCAGUAGCUCUUCACAGCAGAGAAACAAAUGAUGGAGCAGACUGAGGAACUACAGCUACUUGAAUUCAUGUGUAAUUAAACAAGGAGUUUUAGUUCAUGAUGUUGUCAACAAUGUCUAACAAAAGUAUGUUUUCUUUCAGUUUAUCAGAUCAAAUUCUGAUGUGUGCAAGUACAGUUCCUCAGAUUUUGUUGCAUUCUGCUAUUAACACAAAAUGAAAAAUGUGUUGUUCAUAUUAAAUAAGACAUGUCAAAUU